CCUUUACCUUGGCCUCCUUAAAGGUGUAGAUAGCUCCUUCCUGGCUGCUGCUCCACGCUGACCAUCGUCGACGGUGUACCCGAUCCAUGACCAUCCUCCCUUCUUCUUCGACGAACAUGGCUUCUACUGCUGCUCCCCACCACCCUUCCUACGCCCGCGACUAUGGCUACGACGAUGAAUACGAUGCAGCCCCGCACUACCGACCUCCUUCCGGUCCUCCUCCACCAGCAGCAGCAUCAUCCAGGAUGGGUCCAGGACCCAACUUUGCCCGUCCUCCUCGUCCAGGAGCAGGUGGACCUCCCCCGCCCGCCUACCAGAGAGUGAUGCAACGCAUCUCACUCCGUCCAGUACUCCUCUUCACCACUUCCAUAUCUAUCCUCUACCUCGUAUUCAGCGCAGCCGUCUCUCUUCGCUCCUUGAAUCAAACAGGCGAGACGGGAAAGCUAAAGACCUUUGAUGUCAUCCUCGGAAUUCUCCUCCUGGUAGCAGCCGUCGUAGAACUUUUGGGACUCUCAGCAGCCUGGACUUCCCGACUGAGCUGGGCGACUCUGUAUGCCCGCGCAAGCACAAUUGCUCUAGCACUCGUAGUUGGCGCGGAAGUCGUAGGCAUUGUAGAGCACUACGUAGCCAAGACGGACCUCAUUGCUGGAUGUACCACCAGAAAUACUGGCACCAACAGUGACACUGAUUCCAGCUGGUGGUUGUGGGGAUCAGGAUCGGAUGGGGCGUCUACCACCAUGACGGCUGCCGAGGCGCAGGCGUACUGUGAGGCGCGAUGGAGCAGGACCACCGCCUGGGUCAUCAUCUGGUAUGUACGGACAGUCCAAAUCAUUGUUGCGAUCGACACACUCACCCCCUGCUCCACAUUCUCCCUCACAGGCUCAUCAUCGUCACCGUCCUCGGUAGUCUCUUUGUCCUCCUCGCCUUUGCUUUCCUCCGCCAACUUCGGGACCCUUCCCUAUCUCGAUCCAGUCGCAGAGGCGUUUCGGGCGCAGGAGCCUACUCCUCCGCAUUCAACGACGACGACGAGACCAGUCCCUUUGAGAGCAGUAGACCUGACGGGGGACCUUACGCCUAUUCCUACCCACCUCCACCAAGCUCUCCCCUCCCGCCAAGAGGUAGAGGUGUAGGUGCUGCGCCUUCCCUUCACUCCGAAGGAGGGUUCAGCGCUUCCUCUUCUGAUGCACCAGAGUAUUCUCCCAACCCCGAAGGAGCUCUACCGAGGAAGAGUAUGCAGAGCAUCGAUCUGGACCGGAAAGACUCACGUGGACCUGGAGGGGUGGGGGAGUAUGAGUACGAAGAUGGAUAUGUUCUCAAUUAUGGUGGAGGUGGGGGAGCGAGGGGUAGGCCGGAGAGUAGUCGAUCCGUCAGGCAGAUUGGAGGAGAGGAGGGGCGAAGAUCGGAUGAGACGCUUCGUGGAGAUGGAGAG
Molecule: messenger RNA, 1429 nt
Organism: Microstroma glucosiphilum
Lineage: Eukaryota; Fungi; Basidiomycota; Exobasidiomycetes; Microstromatales; Microstromataceae
Exons: 1
Coding region: 87-1130 (347 amino acids)
Source: RefSeq, a predicted model, not a curated record